Molecule: messenger RNA, 2484 nt
Organism: Lasiodiplodia theobromae
Lineage: Eukaryota; Fungi; Ascomycota; Dothideomycetes; Botryosphaeriales; Botryosphaeriaceae
Product: Cystathionine beta-synthase core
Exons: 7
Coding region: 1-2484 (827 amino acids)
Biological process (GO): transmembrane transport; intracellular copper ion homeostasis; chloride transport
Cellular component (GO): membrane; fungal-type vacuole; early endosome
Molecular function (GO): voltage-gated chloride channel activity
Source: RefSeq, a predicted model, not a curated record
AUGACUAGCCGCUCAAGCUCCGCUUCUGGCCUGCGCGCCUCCUCCCAGCCGCGCGGAGGUACGCUGACGCGCCGCGUGUCCGCCCUCUCCAACGCCGAGGAGGGUGUCGACCACGAGCGCACCACUGCCGACCACGCCAUCCACGAGGAGAUCGCCGAGAUCAAACGCUACGAGGACUUUACAACAAUCGAUUGGGUGCAGGAUGCUGCGCGCGAGCAGCUGCGCCGCAAGGCCCGCCGGCAAGAGAAGCAAGGCUUCUUUGAGCGCGGCCGCGGUCCAACCUGGCGCCGCAAGCUGUACGAUGCCUACGACGCCGGGCAGGCCUGGAUUGUCGUCAGUCUGGUCGGCAUUGCCAUUGGCUUGAAUGCGGCCUUCUUGAAUAUCAUUACCGAGUGGUUGUCCGACAUCAAGCUGGGCUACUGCACCACCGCCUUCUACCUGAACGAGCAGUUUUGCUGUUGGGGCGCCGAGAACGGCUGCAAAGAGUGGCACCGUUGGAGCAACUUCUGGCCCGUCAAUUACGUCCUGUACAUUGUCUUUUCCACCGCCUUCGCUUUCGUUGCCGGAAGACUCGUCAAGUCGUUCGCUCCCUAUGCUGCUGGCUCGGGAAUCUCAGAGAUCAAGUGUAUUGUGGCUGGCUUUGUCAUGAAGGGGUUUCUGGGAUUCAAGACCCUGGCUAUCAAGUCCAUUACUCUCCCUCUUGCAAUUGCCUCAGGCCUGUCCGUCGGCAAGGAGGGCCCUAGUGUUCACUAUGCCGUCUGCACAGGAAACGUCGUCUCUCGCAUGUUCAACAAAUACAAGCGCAAUGCCUCCAAAACACGCGAAAUCCUGACAGCCAGCGCUGCCGCCGGUGUCGGAGUUGCGUUUGGUAGUCCGAUCGGCGGCGUGUUGUUCUCCCUUGAGGAAAUUGCAAACCAUUUCCCUCUGAAGACAAUGUGGCGAAGCUAUUUCUGUGCCUUGGUUGCAACUGCGGUGCUAGCUGCCAUGAAUCCCUUCAGAACCGGCCAGUUGGUCAUGUUCCAAGUCAAGUACGAUCGCGACUGGCACUUUUUCGAGGUUAUCUUCUACAUCCUUCUCGGCAUCUUCGGUGGUCUCUACGGCGCCUUUGUUAUCAAGUGGAACCUGCGAGUCCAAGCCUUCCGCAAAAAGUAUCUUGCGCAGUAUCCAAUCUGGGAGGCUACGAUACUGGCUCUAGUCACAGCCAUCAUUUGCUAUCCGAACAUGUUUCUGCGGAUAGACAUGACUGAGAGCAUGGAGAUUCUCUUCCGAGAGUGUGAGGGAGCGCAUGACUAUGACGAGAUUUGCGAACGCAAGCAUCGAUGGCAUCUUGUCUUUACACUAGGUGCUGCGACUGUCAUUCGGACGUUUUUGGUCAUCGUUUCAUACGGCUGCAAAGUUCCUGCAGGCAUUUUUGUCCCAUCUAUGGCUAUUGGCGCCUCGUUUGGCAGGAUGGUUGGGGUUCUUGUGCAGGCCUUGUACGACGCUUUCCCCGACUCAGGCUUCUUCGCUGCAUGCGACCCAGAUGGUCCAUGCAUCACGCCCGGUACAUACGCGUUUCUGGGAGCUGCGGCUGCGCUCAGUGGAAUCAUGCACAUAACCGUCUCGGUUGUUGUCAUCAUGUUUGAGCUUACCGGAGCUCUGACCUACAUCCUCCCGACAAUGAUCGUCGUGGGCGUCACGAAAGCGGUCAGUGAACGCUUUGGAAAGGGAGGUAUUGCCGACCGCGCUAUCUGGGCGAACGGAUUCCCAUUCCUCGAUAACAAAGAGGAACACACAUUUGGAGUGCCCGUGUCCCAGGUCAUGACAAGCAAUCCCAUCACUUUGCCGGCGUCGGGAUUGCAAUUACGUGAGGUAGAGAAGAUUCUCGCCAACAACGAUUUCUCCGGAUACCCGAUUGUUGAAGACAGGACAUCCAAAACACUGCUCGGGUACAUCGGUCGCAUCGAGCUUCGCUAUGCCAUUGACCGGGCUCGACGACUGCAGUCAUUGCCGUCAUCUGCGAAAUGCUAUUUCACACCAGGGUCAAUGGGAGUCCAAACACCCAGCAACCUUGCACCGGCCAUCUCGUUCGACACAAUGGCAACAACUUCGGCUCAGAUGACGAUUGACAUGAGUCGCUUCGUCGACCCAACUCCGCUUUCCGUGCAUCCCAGACUGCCGCUAGAGACUGUCAUGGAGCUUUUCAAGAAGAUGGGCCCACGAGUCAUUCUCGUCGAGUAUCGCGGCCGUCUUAGUGGACUCAUUACGGUCAAGGACUGCUUGAAGUACCAAUUCAAGGUUGAGGCACAGGAGAAUCCGCGCGACGAGAGCGCGAUGGAGGAGCGCGGUGAGAAACUCUGGACAGCGAUCAGAGGAGUGGCCGAGUUCAUUGGCAUGAAGAUAGGGUUGGGGCUCAGCCCCAGAGUCCCGCAAGGUCACUCAGAGCGAGAGAGGGCGGGACAAGAGGAUAGAGACGACCAAGGAUUGGAACUGCAGGACAGGUAG